AUGGCACCCGUGAACCGCGUGAUCGCGGCGAAGGCCAAGAAGGCGGAGAAGGGCGGCGUGAAGAAGAAGGUCAAGGAGGAGAAGGUGAAGUUCCCGGUCGGACCCGUGCUCAUGGGCUUCCUGCUCUUCGUCGUCGUUGGUUCCGCUCUUCUCCAAGUCCUGAGGAACGCGCAGGCGUCGCAGCCGUUCGGCGGGGGCGUCUGA
This is a messenger RNA of Pedinophyceae sp. YPF-701, 204 nucleotides long. The record is from the annotation of a GenBank genome assembly. NCBI's taxonomy places the organism in Eukaryota, Viridiplantae, Chlorophyta, Pedinophyceae.